Molecule: messenger RNA, 4988 nt
Organism: Fundulus heteroclitus (mummichog)
Lineage: Eukaryota; Metazoa; Chordata; Actinopteri; Cyprinodontiformes; Fundulidae
Exons: 12
Coding region: 468-4946 (1492 amino acids)
Source: RefSeq, a predicted model, not a curated record
GGGUACCACGGUUCGGAUGGAGGUACAGGUUAUGGAGGUGUUCCAGACGUAGAUGACCCAAAAUGAGCCCACCCCCAUGUCCUGCAGAAGCCCCUCAGUGGCCAAGGAAGAGUGUCCUGACAAUACUCUUACAACAUAAUGGUGAAGGAAAUAAAUGUCCUUCUCAAAGCGAGUCCUUUUGUCAGAUUAAAUGGAGAAUGCAGGCAUCGAUCCAGCUACCUCUCGCUUGCGCCUGCUGUCUCCCGAUCUACGAGCAAAGUAAGCCCAAAGUAAGCCCAAAAGUAAGCCCACUCCAGCCAAUCGCAGCGCGCCCUCUGCCGGCGCUCGGCCAAUCACCUGCCCCCGCUGGUGGGCUUACAUUUGACCAAUCGCCUUCCAGCACCCGGAUCCCUCAUAAGCGCUCGGAGGAAGACGCUCCGCAGUCAUCUUUACGUUGACAACUGUCUGGACUACUUUGACGAGCGAUCAUGUAUGCGUAUCCUGUGUUCCGUAAAACUCCUCAGGGUCGACUCCUGAUGGGGCCGACUGAGGAGGCAAAUAGGAGUACGGUGGUGGUGGCCGGGAGGGCCCGGCGUAAGGAGGAGGUUCUGGCCGAGGCCACUGCCUUUGUGAGGCAGAACGGAGGGGAUCCUGGUGACCAGUUCCUGGUUCUGGCUCAUUGUAAGAUCCAGUUUGGAAAACACCAGAACCAGAGGUUCCGCUGGCUGCUGGAGAACUCCCUGGGUUACGCGGUGUACCUGGUCAGCAGCAUCAUGGGGGAGGAGGAGAGGGACAACCCGCUGUCGGCCAGCAAACACCUGUUUCUCAGGUACACCUCCCAGAUCAGGGAGAUAGGGGAGGCUGUGGAGGUGUAUCGGAAGAAACAGGCCUUGCUCCAGGAGGCCCAGAGGAGCGGUGACUCUGGGUGUUUGAUGGUGGAGUUUGGCGACUUCAAGGGCAGGUCCAUGAAGGAGGUGUAUGAGGACCCAGGCAAGGAGGCCCAGGCUCUCGUCACCUACCUGAAGACAGCAAAGGCAAGGCCCAACACCAACAUGGCCCUUUUCAAGGACUAUGUGCUGAAGAGGCAGGCUUCAGCUGUAGCCCACCUGCCCACUGUGACCGCUCCUUCCUCCUCCUCCUCCUCCGCUGCUGCUCCACCUGCUGCUGCUCGACCUGCUGCCACUCAGAGCAGGCCCCUGACGGCUGCCGGCGUUAACGCUCUGCUGGCACGUGGGAAGCAUUUGUCUCCCUCACAGUUGGCACGAAAAAUUGUUUCUCCAGCCAAACCCUCUCCAGUGCCACGUGUCCCCUCUCCAUCUACAUCCGCUGCCCGCAGACAGCUCUUUAACUGUGACGCUGUUGGUGCUGCUGGGGAUUUUUUUAAGGAGCAAGACGACCAGGAGAUGGUGACUGUGGCCUCGCAAGCUGAGGAAAAACUACCUCAAGCCUCAAGAGGCCCUGCUCCUCCUGCUCCUCCUCCUCCUGCUCCUCCUGCUCCUGCUGCUCCUGCUCCUGCUCUUGCUCCUCCAGCGCUGUGGACUCCUGGCCCCGUGUUCCAGCCCCCUGCAGAGCUUCCUGGACACUGGAAGGAGCAUCUUCCAUCUUUCCAGCAGGACUGGAUCCGGAAGGCUUUAUUCAGGGCUAACCCUAAAACAGGGAAGCCAGAGCUGGUGCCACAGCUCACCUUCUGGUGGUACCCUCCCCAGCCUCCGACCACCUUCACCCAGCCUCCUGCCUCUCCUGAUCUCUUCUUCUGCCGCCCUUUGUUUCUCUGGAUGCCUCUGAAGAUGUGGUCCAUUCCACUCAUCUGUGUCCAGCCAGCUUGCAAUAGUCACAGGCUGACUGCAGCUGGCCUGUACAGCACUGUGCGCAAGGUGCUGGACAUAGAUGGGUGGUAUGAUAUGGCCACAGAGUAUCUAGAGUGCAAAGGGUGUAAGAAGAAGUAUCCGGCCUGGUCAGAGGACAUCCUGGGACAGCUGGACAUGGGACACCGCAGGAAAUUCCCCGCCCUUCUGACAUACAGGUACUCAUGCGACUACAGAGUGGUCAUCCUGAUGCGGGAGAGAACUCAGGGCAACAGCGUCACGCAGCUUCACAAGAAGCUGCAAGAGGAGCACAGCGCAGCAUGGACCCGCCGCACGCUGGAGUACUUUGCUGCCUGUGAGCCCUUCACUGACUCCUGUCUGGUCGAGCCGCCAGUGUUCUCUGCCCCCCCGCCCCUCCCGGCCCUCCCUAAACCCAAGUGGCUUCUGGCUGUGUACGCCAGGGACGUCCUGUCACGGCUGCCUGAGGUAAAGGCCAGAAUAACCUCUGUGUUUGGCUCCGUGCUCAAGAUGGACUCCACCAAAAAGGUUACCAAGAAACUGGCCGGUGCAGCUGCCAACACAGCUGGGUGGUGCACCAAUGUGGGCAACGAGCACGGCCAGGUUCUGGUGUCAGUCCUGACAGCAGCAGAGGGCCAUGGACUGUGGCCCAUGGCGGCUGGUCUUAUGAGGCGCUACAGGGAGGCAGGAGUGGCACCUCCUGCCAUAAUGUAUGUGGACCGGGACUGCUGCAGCCCCCACGGACAGUCACAGGUCAGGGCUAUGUUCGCUGAGUGGAGAGAGCUUCAGGUGCGCCUGGACAUCUGGCACUUCAUGCGGCGUUUUGCAGCAGGAGUCACCACUGAGGCUCAUCAGCUGUAUGGAGUAUUCAUGGCUGGACUGUCCAGGUGCAUCUUUGAGCUGGAUCCAGCUGAUGUUGCUGCUCUUAGGCUGGCCAAGCAGGGGCAGCUUCUGGCCCAGGGAGUUGGUCCAGUCUCUGAGAAGGCCCUGGACCAGAUGAUCACCAGGAGGGAGUUGGCUCUUCAUUGCCGCAAGAGGACCAGGGGAGCAGAGGAGACCGCCAGGAGGAUCAAGGCCCUGGUCGAUGAGAUGGACAGUGAGAAGGGCAGGGACACUCUUGGAGUGCCCCUGGUGGACCACGAGCGCAUUCAGCAGGUCUGGAAGGACCAGCAGAGACACAUCACCUGUAUUCAGGACCCAGAGGGCUUCUCUCUGUACCUGAAGACAGGGACACUGAAAAAAGGUGGUGUGGACCUCUGCUGCUACCGCUGUGCUCGUGGCUCCACCUCCUUGGAGUCCUUCCACCUCCAUCUAAAUCGCUUCAUCCCAGGGACCAGUGCCAGCGACGCCCACUUCCAGGCCUACCUUCUGGAGGGUCUGAUGCGCUGGAACCAGGACCGCAUGGAGGAAGCUGUGAGAGGAAGCUGUGAGCUGAGGAUUUACAGCAGCGCUGAGAGGGAGGCCAUGGACCGACUCAGCCGCAAGAUCCUCAAGAGGCCCUUGGACGAGCGCUACCAGCCUCCUGGGUCAUAUACAGGGGAGCUUCUUGGCAUGGAGUACCUUUACAGUCAGUCUGGUCGUUCGCUGACUGUAAUGGACAACCCAGAGGAAGAGGAUCGGCUGGUGGAGCUGAUGGAUGAUGAGGCGGUGCGCGAUGAAGGCUUUGUGGAGGAAGAACCCGAGGACCUGACCGUGCCCGUCCUCUUUGCUCCAGAACACAGCAGCGUCCAGCAGGCCUCCAGCCCCUCUUCCUCUGCACCGUCCACAUCCAGCCGAGGAGAUCCAUGUCAGCUCCUCAACCAGAGUCCUCUGCCUCCUCCUGUGCCGUCUCCCCUGCAGCGCUCUGUCCAGCCUCCUCUACAGCCUCCUCCUGUGCAGCGCCCUGCUGAUCCUCCUCUGCCUCCUCCUCUGCCUCCUCCCCUGCAGCGCCCUGUCCAGCCAACUGGAGCCUCUGGUCCUGCAGCAUCAGCUGGGUCCAGCGUUGCAGACCAGGCCCCUGCUGCAGUCCUCGGACCUGACGGCAUCCCUGGCUGGGAUAAGGUCCAGGACUUGGCCGAGUACCUGGUGUCCCUGCGUCAGGCGCUCUAUCUGGACGAGCAGCAGGUCACAGAGACCAUCCGUCUGUGGACCGCUCUGCCUGAAGGGGACAAGAGGCGGAUCAAUUAUCAGCCCAGGCACCAAGACAAGCUGGCCCACGGCCGCUUUAAGGCCCCCAGGAAUACGGGCGUCACCCCGGGUGUGGACAGCGUCAAGAGGUGCCUGAUUGGUCAUCCAGGGGGACCGGCUCAGUGGCCCAGCACCAGUCGUCUGGUUGAGGCUCUGUGCAUUAAAUUGUGUUCACUGCACAAGUCUCCAACUAAGAAGGAUGGAGUGCGGCUUCCUCGGUGGACCAAGGUGCUCACGGACUACCACCACAUCCACGACCUGGUGCUGGACUGCCACCCCCUGAUGGAGGCCACCUCACUUCAGCUUUUUGUCCUCAACCAGAGGACUCUGACACAGUGGUUUAAUCGAAGGGAGAGCACGCAGGAGAUCAGUGUCCUCACCCAGGGCCUUGCUGCAGAGGACCACAUCGUUGUGGCCAGCUCACAGCUGCCUCCUCCGCGGGAGAAGCUGGAAGAAGUGCCGUCCCCAUCAGGACUCCAGCAUGACUUUGCCCUCCCGCCGAACAGAGCAGGACAGGCUCCUAAGCUGCGGCCAGGCAGACGACCUGCUAGUGCCACAGUCGUGCAGCCCGUCACCCCAGCAGCUCCUCUUCCUGUCCCAGCUCAGCUUGUUUUAUUGAACCCUGGGUCGACAGUGAUGGCAGCAGGUCAUCACAGGGCUGCUCCUCCCCUGGCUCCUCAUUUAACACCUGCCACACAGGUGGCUCCUGCACCCACUGCCCCUGCGUCUCUGUCCCGCUUCACUGAGAGGAACAGGCGACGCAGGGCAGAAGAGGAGGCCACCGGGAGCCAGAAAAGAAAGUACGUCAGAGAAGUGGCUUUUAACAAAUGCAGCAAAUGUGGGCAGCCAAAAACUAAAGAGUUUGGCCACAGCCGCUUCGGCAGCGCCACUUUCUGCCCCAGUGCUUCAGGGGGCAAAUCCUUGGAGCAGUGGCUGGUAGAACAGCGGCAGCUGAAGAAACCGGGAAACCCACCCUAAUAAUAAUGAUGAUGAUAAUAAUAAUAAUAAUAAUAAUAAUAA